AUGCUCGAUGGAGCCAAGAUGAAUAAGAACAAUCGAAAGCCAACAGAGAUUGGAGUUGCACAGAUUGUCGACCCACGAAAGUCACUAUCCAGAAUCAAGUCUCCAGAAGAUGGUGUGACGUUCCUCUCAUACACUGGCUCAGAGACCACAGAGAAGCUUUAUGAAGCACUGGCUGGGCUCCGCAUCGACUUGCAGAUCCUAAAGGAUAACAAUAACAUCAUGGAGAUCGAUGGCGUAUACUACAGAGUCACUGUCCUUUACGGAUUCGACCUGGUCUGUGCGAGCACAGUCACUGGGAUGUGUGGUAUGCAUCUAUCUCAUUCAACCUACCGCUGCAUUCUUUGUCACUGCACCAAUGACACCAUCAACCAUGUGUCUCGACUGGACCAGUUCACACUCAGAACACUGGAGUCAAUCAAACAUGAUGCUGAUAUGAUCAAGGCGAAGUUGGACAAGGGCACAAAGUUCAUAUUGGAUUCACUGCACUCUAUCAUGGGCGUCGUCAAGUUCUACAAGAAAAGGGUGCUUGACUUCACAGAAGACCCUAGAUUGUCUCCUGAGGUCAGAGCCACACUUGCCAGUAGUUUCAUUCAGUUCCUCAAGGACUAUGCCAAGCUUCACCUGGUCACUGGUGAUACCGAUAAGAAUGGAGAGCACGUGACUCUGAAGGAUCGCUUCACAAAGAGUGCUGUGAACUAUGAAGAGUUCAAGAGAAUACUCAAGCAUAGGGUUCCAUUGCUCAACUUCUUGGAGACGGCAAUAGGCACAGAAAGAACUAAACCUAUUCGAUCAAUGUGGGAGCAGCUUGCCUUUCUCGUCAACCUUAUGAUCACAGACCGACCUGCGGGUCAGCCAAACGUCAAGGAGUUUCAAUGGCGUUUCAUGACUGAGAAGCUUGGAACGCAAACACUCAUCCACUGUGGCAACAAGCUCUCAUCCUACAUGCACAUGUUUAUAAUGCAUGUAGGAUACUUUCUCGAGCGAUAUGGAAACUUGGAAAGAUACUCUUUGUUCUGUGGAGAGUUUAAACACAAGAAUAACAGAGUGACCAAGAAGGCCAGGUCAAAUUCAUACAGAUACGCAACCUCUAAGGUUGACAAUCAAUCAUCAGAACUUGAUGGACACCUGACAGGAGACAUCAAUCAUCAGCUCAUGUACGCUGAGGCGCAACAUCAGUUCUUCAACAAUCAGCCAUCCCUGACAUACAUGCUUAGUAAUGGCAUUUCUCAUCUCAGGCAGGAGCUGAAGAGAAAGAGAGAAGAGAUACCUCAGCUUUCACCGCCAGAUAUGGAGUCUCUCUUUGGAGUGAGUUCGUUGAACGACAUUCCAGAACCCCCAGCAUCCACUCAGCUCUAUCCUCUAAACACUGAUGUAACAGUCCUUUGUUCAACUCCCAAUCACAAAGGUAAAGAGUACUUUGGAUCGUGGUGGGACGCCACUGUCACUGACUACAACCAUGACACCAAGCUCUACACCGUGAAGUACAA
Acytostelium subglobosum LB1 is the source of this 1487-nucleotide messenger RNA. RefSeq lists its product as hypothetical. The record is from RefSeq and is a predicted model, not a curated record. The transcript has 3 exons. The annotation marks the transcript as partial. NCBI's taxonomy places the organism in Eukaryota, Evosea, Eumycetozoa, Acytosteliales, Acytosteliaceae.